AUGUCUCUCCCCGGUCUGGAGCUCACACAGCCCUCGGAGGAGAGGCACUUGGCUAGCGCCCCGCCGUCGCAGAUCAGUCUGAAGGCUGGCAGUGAGUGGCGCUUUGAAGUGGCCUUCAGCCACAUUAUUAGAGUGAAGCUCCUCACGGGUACUGCGGAGCUUUUCGGCACAGAGCUCGCUGAGUUACAGACAUAUACCUUUUCGGGAACAAAAGCAGCCAUUUACACGUGGCACGGAUGUGAAUUGGAGGUUAGUGCUGCCGACACCGGGAAUACUGCGACUUCGGACGGGGUAAACGCAGUCGCGGGCCACGGUGCCGGGGGCUGUCAAAGCGAGUACAUGGCCGAGGAGACCCCAAUGACGGAAUACGCGAAUCUUCACUUUGCAUUGGAAUCCAUGCGACAAGAUGCCCAGGGGUCGGGCAAAGACGGGCCCCGAGUGCUCUUGUUGGGUCCGGAGGACGCGGGCAAGACCAGUCUGGCGAAGAUUUUGACGGCCUACGCGACAAAAGUUGGUCGCCAACCUGUCGUUGUCAAUCUUGACUCUACGGAGGGCAUGCUUAGCGUGCCGGGCACUCUGACCGCGACGGCCUUUCGAACGAUGCUCGACAUUGAGGAAGGAUGGGGCAGCAGUCCGAUGUCCGGGCCAAGUCCAGUUCCUGUGAAGCUUCCCCUGGUCUACUGCUACCCUUCGGCUAAUCCUCUUGAUGCUGAAGGGUCGGUGUACAAACCGAUCGUCUCGCGUCUGGCACUGUCGGUCAUGGGCCGCUUGGCGGAAGACGAGGAAGCUCGCGAAACGGGUAUCAUUGUCGAUACGCCCGGCAUUCUCAGCUCCGGCAAACCGGGCAGUCUGGAACUGAUCAACCACAUUGUCACCGAAUUUGCGAUUACGACGAUUGUCAUUCUCGGAUCCGAGCGGCUAUACAGCACCAUGGUCAAGCAGUACGAUCAAAAGCCCAGCGCCAGCGCUUCAGCCACCAUCUUUGACGAGCGCGUCUCCGUGCUAAAGUUGUCCAAAUCAGGAGGCUGCGUUGACCGGGACGAGACCUUCCGCAAAGCCACUCGCGAGUCGCAGAUUCGGUCCUACUUCUUCGGCACGACGAUUUCCUCGAGCGCUUCGGCGGCACUCUCCUUGUCGUCAAUUUCCUCCUCGGCCGUGACUCUGUCCCCACACGCGCAAGUGAUGGACUUUGCGUCAUUGUCUGUAUACAAUUACACGAUCUUCUCGAGCGACGAUGACGAGGAGGAUGAAUACGACCCUUCUUCGCUGGGCAUGAGCGGCUCGUUCCUCCCGAGCGGUGCAGACGAUUCGGCGGCUCACAAUUCCAACUCUGAUCGUGCAGCACCUCUCCCCGGUGUGGUGGGAUCAUUCAGCGAGAAUAAACAGACAUCUGGCUCUGAAUCGUCUAGUCAUGUCCCACUGAAGAAAGUCCUCCCGCCAGCUCCAUCUGCGCUGGCCAACACCUUGAUCGCCGUCACCAAUGCCUCGACAACCUCAACGCCUGCUCAGGUUCGCGACGCGAGUAUCAUGGGCUUUCUGUACGUUGCCGAGGUCGAUGCGGACAAGGGCAAGAUCAGGGUACUUGCACCAAUUGGUGGGAGACUUCCACCCAGGGCGAUGAUCUGGGCUCGCCGCUGGCCGACGGAGGUCGUCGGUCUAGUGGGAUGA
Messenger RNA from Penicillium diatomitis, 1668 nucleotides. Its product is annotated as cleavage polyadenylation factor subunit CLP1. The record is from RefSeq and is a predicted model, not a curated record. NCBI's taxonomy places the organism in Eukaryota, Fungi, Ascomycota, Eurotiomycetes, Eurotiales, Aspergillaceae. Gene Ontology annotation, biological process: tRNA splicing, via endonucleolytic cleavage and ligation. The transcript has 2 exons. The coding region runs from base 1 to 1668 and encodes 555 amino acids. Gene Ontology annotation, cellular component: nucleus; mRNA cleavage factor complex. Gene Ontology annotation, molecular function: polynucleotide 5'-hydroxyl-kinase activity.